AUGUCGCGUCCAUCGCCCGUUCGCGCGUCGGCCCGUGGACCACGCGCGCGCGCUCGAGCGCGCGCGAGCGCGCGCGAGGGCGCGUUCGAGUGCGCGUCGCACCCGCGGUGCGCCGGGUGCGCGCGCGUGGACGCACCGUUGGACCCGGAGGUGUUGACGCGCGUUCGCGCGUACUUUGGUGAUGACCACGUCACGUUUCGAGGGUCGUCCACGCGCUGGCGGUGUAAAGCGAAGCUCGCGGUGCGGGAGGAUGAUCACGGGGUGUCGCUCGGGUUGUUCGCGCGCGGGACGCACGAUGUGGUGGCGAUGGAGACGUGCGCGGUGUCGCAUCGCGCGGUGGACCGGGCGGCGGCGUUGACGCGGGAGACGUGUCGGGCGAUGGGCGUCGAGGCGUACGACGAGUCGAGCGGACGGGGGGAGCUGCGAUACGUGCAGGUGGUGGUGCAGGGGGUGUCGAGUGCGGGUGCGCGGAAUCCGUCGAGGGAUGGUGAACGCGCGCGCGCGUCGAUUUCGCUGGUGUGGAACGCGAGCGAAAUGACGAAGCGCGUAGAGGAUGUGUGCGACGAUUUAGCGAGGAGAGGAGGGCGUGAAUUCGUGCACGGGGUGUGGGUGAAUUUGCAGGAUGCGCGGACGAACACGAUAUUUAACGACCGAGGGUGGACGCACGUGCGCGGCGAGCGGUUGACGUCGUUGGCGACGCCGGAUGGGACGCCAAUUUAUUACCUUCCGGGAAGUUUUAUGCAAGCGAACGCGGAGGCGUACGGUGCGCUGUUAGAACGCAUGCCUCGCCACGUUCCGCGCGGCGCCCGAAUCACCGAGAUGUACGCCGGAACGGGGGCGAUUGGCUUCUCGCUCCUGAUGAACGCCGAGCUCGACGUGCAAAGUCUUCGAUGCGUUGAAUCGUCGUCCGCGGUGAAAGAGGCGUGGGAGCGAACGCGUGAUGAACUACCUAGUGGCGUGAAGUCUAAAGCGAGUCUGCGAGUCGAAAAGGCGGACAGAGUUGUCGUGGAAUCGACGAAGGACUGCGACGUGCUCAUCGUCGAUCCGCCUCGUAAAGGUUUGGGCGCGACGGUUCGGUCCGCCCUGACGAGCGACACGUUGAGCGCCGACUUGAAGGUACUCAUGUACGUCUCGUGUGGAUUCGAUUCUUUCCAGCGCGAUGCGGACGAGUUAAUACGAAGCGGAAUGUGGCGGUUGGCGCACCACGAGUCUUUCAUUUUCUUCCCGGCGACGAAUCACGUCGAGGUGUUUGCCGUGUUCGAACGCGCUUAG
Molecule: messenger RNA, 1272 nt
Organism: Ostreococcus tauri
Lineage: Eukaryota; Viridiplantae; Chlorophyta; Mamiellophyceae; Mamiellales; Bathycoccaceae
Product: unnamed product
Exons: 1
Coding region: 1-1272 (423 amino acids)
Biological process (GO): RNA processing
Molecular function (GO): RNA methyltransferase activity
Source: RefSeq, a predicted model, not a curated record